UACGGCAGCACGGCAAUUAAAAUAGAAAAUGGAAGGGACUUUACAUCGAUAUUCUUUGUAACUUAGAAAUUAAUAAAGAGUUUAUUAAUGCCAUAUAAAAUAAAGUAGAAAUAUAAAGAUGUAAAUGAAGACUGUAUAAGGCGGACAAGACUCGAGGGCCCAUAUCGCGGUCACGGUUGCUUGUAUUGAACACAAAAUCUUACAAAGAUGUCUGCAAACUGUCUGAAAAUAUUAAAAGGGUUCGAGGCUAAAACUAGUUUUAUAUAUUUUUUUGUCUUGACACCUCAUUACUAAACAUUCAUUCAGCACCGAAGUCGCCAGAGAGUCGGUCGUAAUCAAUAAUAGACUAUUUUUAAUGCGAUCAUAAAACUUCUAAAGUACGUUUUAUAGCCCGAUGGUCGUAUGUUAAUGAGCGUGUCUAAUACAAUGCGGACGCGGUGCCGAGGUGUUAUAAGGAGGCGCGCCGCUCUCGCUCCUCGACUCUCAUCAUGGCCGGUACGAAGCUGUGUGUGUGCGUGUUGUCGGUGUCGCUGUGUGUGUACGGUAAAGUGUGUCGCGUGCUGGGCGUGCCGCAGUUCUUCGAGGACCCGACCAAGUUCUUCAAGCCGCUGCAGCUGGACCAGGUGCACCGCGGUAGCUUCAACAUAACCGACUGCGUCAAGGAGCUAAUCAACUGCUGGGAGUACAUCAGGAUCGACUACGCGUGCUCCAACAGGUUCAUUUUGGAGUCUCUGUGCGGCGUCAUAUUCAUCGAGUGUGACGAGUUCGACGGCUGGAACGAGAGAGAUCACAUCCAAAUUUUCGACGCCUACUGCCGGGGGGAGUGAGAGACGGUCGGACGGAGGAGAAAGAAGAGGAGAGAGAGGAGGGGGAG
Messenger RNA from Danaus plexippus (monarch butterfly), 874 nucleotides. RefSeq lists its product as uncharacterized. The transcript is spliced from 4 exons. The record is from RefSeq and is a predicted model, not a curated record. The coding region runs from base 489 to 827 and encodes 112 amino acids. NCBI's taxonomy places the organism in Eukaryota, Metazoa, Arthropoda, Insecta, Lepidoptera, Nymphalidae.